AUGGAAGCAAUCCAUUUGAUAAGACAAAUGAUGGAGUUUUAUCGGGUAAAGAAGAAGGAUCUUCAUAUGGUCUUUAUUAAUUUGGAGAAGGCAUAUGACAAGGUGUCAAGAGAGGUACUUUGUGGCAAUGUUGAAGAAAGGAUGUGUCAUGUGAGGACAUGUGGAGGGUUGACAAAAGAUUUCCCUAUCACAAUUGGAUUGCAUCAAGGGUCUGCAUUAAGCCCUUUUCUUUUUGCAACGGUUCCAGAUGAAGUAACUACACCAAUUCAAGAUGAGGUUCCAUGGUGUAUGUUGUUUGCGGAUGAUAUCGUUUUGGUGGAUGAAACUAAAGAUAGGGUUAACGGUAAGUUGGAGCAAUGGAGGCAAAGGUUGGAAUCUAGAGGGUUUAAGUUAAGUCGGAGUAAGACUGAAUAUUUGGUAUGUCGUUUUGUUAAGUACCGGGGGACAAGUGAUGAAGUGGUGAGUUUGGAUGGAAAGGAAUUGACCAUGAGUGACAUUGAUCAUCCAGAAAAAUGGUGA
Molecule: messenger RNA, 519 nt
Organism: Chenopodium quinoa (quinoa)
Lineage: Eukaryota; Viridiplantae; Streptophyta; Magnoliopsida; Caryophyllales; Amaranthaceae
Exons: 2
Coding region: 1-519 (172 amino acids)
Source: RefSeq, a predicted model, not a curated record